AUGACUGAUAAUGGCAGCAACGGUACGAGUCGUGAUGGAAAUAAUUCGGGCAAUACAAAUACUGGAUUAUUGGUCCAAGAACUUGGUGACCAGAGUGUGCUGGCCAAUCUGCUCACUAACAUUUUGGGCAGACAUCAAGAGACUCAACAACGUCAAAUGGAUAUUCUGGAGCGCGUUGUAAAGAAUGAUAGCCACCGGAGUGGAGUUGGGGAAUUUCAAAAACUCAAGCCGCCCUCAUUCUCCGGGACUGCUAAUCCGCUUGAAGGGGAAGACUGGAUCACCGCUAUGGAGAAAGCAUUUGAGGCUAUGGGCUGCACCAACGAAGAGAAAGUCAUUUAUGCAGUUUAUAUGCUAAAAUCAAGCGCUUUUGAAUGGUGGGAUGCUCACAAAAAGUCUUACCCGGAGGGUACUCCCCUGACAUGGAUAUUGUUCAAAGAGGCGUUCUAUAAAAAGUAUUUUCCAGAAAGCAUCAAACGCAUCAAAGAAAGGGAGUUUCUUGAGCUUAAACAAGGGAACAAAUCUGUAGGAGAAUAUGAAAUUGAAUUCUCUAGACUUGCAAGAUUUGCUCUAGAGUUCGUCCAGACUGAUGGCUCCAAGGCUCGACGCUUCGAGAGCGGUCUACGUCAACCACUUAAGCGGCGUGUGGAAGCCUUUGAGUUAAAUACUUUUAGAGAUGUGGUGAAUAAAGCCCAGUUGUUGGAAAAGGGAUUUCAAGAGGAAAAGGGUGAUGCUGAUUUUGACAUAAUACUUGGCAUGGACUGGUUGCAAGAGUAUAGAGCCACUAUUGACUGCUAUGAAAAACAAAUUACACUCAGACUUGAUGGUCAAGUAGAGAUUGUGUAUCAGGGUGAUAAAAAGAGCCAGUCACAGACUCUUAUGACAAAAUUAGACAAGAAGGAAAUCAAUAUCAAGGAUAUUCCAGUGGUAAAUGAAUUUCCUAAUGUCUUUCCGGGAGAGUUGCCGGGACUACCACCGGAUCGAGAAAUUGAAUUUGCUAUCUUAUUGAUCCCGGGAACCAAACCAAUCUACAAGGCACCUUAUAGGAUGGCACCUGCAGAACUUAAGGAGCUAAAAGUACAACUCAAAGAGUUGGAGGAUAGGGGUGAUAUCCCCAAGACCGCUUUUCGCACCCGCUAUGGACACUAUGAGUAUCUAGUGAUGCCCUUCGGUUUGACCAAUGCUCCUGCGGCUUUCAUGGAUUUAAUGAAUCGAGUCUUCAAGCCUUAUUUGGAUCAAUUUGUGAUUGUGUUCAUUGAUGAUAUUCUUAUAUAUUCAAAGACGGAGGAAGAGCAUUCAAUGCAUCUAAAAAUUGUGCUACAAAUACUGCUGGAACAUAAAUUAUAUGCCAAGUUAAAGAAAUGUGAUUUCUGGAUGAAUAAAGUUCCUUUCCUUGGCCAUAUAAUCUCAGAAGAAGGGAUAUCAGUAGAUCCUGCAAAAGUUCAAGCGGUGGCAGAGUGGCAAAGGCCCUCCACUGUAACUGACAUUCGAAGUUUCCUUGGGCUGGCGGGGUACUGCCGCCGAUUUAUAUUGAACUUUGCAAAAAUUGCUGCACCUUUGACUCAUCUAACAAAGAAGGGAAUUAAGUUUGAGUGGUCAGAUGAGUGUGAGAAAAGCUUUCAAGAAUUAAAGAAUCGACUUGUCUCAGCCCCAGUUCUUGCUUUGCCUGUCGGUGGGGAAGAAUUCACCAUCUACUGUGAUGCCUCAAAAAUUGGGCUUGGGUGCGUACUUAUGCAAAGGGGGAAAGUUAUUGCUUAUGCAUCUCGCCAGCUAAAACCAUAUGAACAAAAUUAUCCAACUCAUGAUAUGGAGCUAGCAGCGGUAAUUUUUGCUCUAAAAAUCUGGAGGCAUUAUCUUUAUGGAGAACAUUGUGAGAUAUUUACUGAUCAUAAAAGUUUAAAAUAUAUAUUCACACAAAAAGAGUUGAACAUGAGGCAAAGAAGGUGGCUAGAAUUACUGAAGGAUUACGAUGUUAAUAUUAACUAUCACCCAGGAAAAGCCAACAUAGCAUUGGGAACAAAAUUGGACUUUAGUACUGCAUAUCAUCCGCAAAGCGAUGGACAAACCGAACGAGUAAAUCAAAUUGUGGAGGACAUGCUCAGGAGACUUGGUAUAUUUGAAAGUCUCUCCAAUGAAAGGAGUUAA
This is a messenger RNA of Triticum aestivum (bread wheat), 2142 nucleotides long. RefSeq lists its product as uncharacterized. Lineage: Eukaryota; Viridiplantae; Streptophyta; Magnoliopsida; Poales; Poaceae. The transcript has 5 exons. The record is from RefSeq and is a predicted model, not a curated record. The coding region runs from base 1 to 2142 and encodes 713 amino acids. Gene Ontology annotation, molecular function: nucleic acid binding.